This is a messenger RNA of Branchiostoma belcheri (Belcher's lancelet), 1374 nucleotides long. Its product is annotated as histidine N-acetyltransferase-like. The coding region runs from base 275 to 1261 and encodes 328 amino acids. The transcript is spliced from 3 exons. Lineage: Eukaryota; Metazoa; Chordata; Leptocardii; Amphioxiformes; Branchiostomatidae. The record is from RefSeq and is a predicted model, not a curated record.
UUGACGUCACGCAACCUUGGUAGUGACCUAGUAUGACCUUUCACCUAGGGUGCAACAGACCUCAAUGUGGUGACAGGCUCUACAGCAGUCCAUUUCGUCUGUGACAAGACAGCUCAAGUUCUGUGCCAGUCACUCUGGUUUGGACUAAGAAAUUUCAUGUAUUUUCAAAAGGUUUCAAACCAGUUGCGUAGGGUACAACUAUUUGUACCACCAGGGCAAAGGUAAGAAGUACUGAAACAGUACACGCCCCCUGCCCCCCUCCCCAUGUUCGAACAUGGCGAACCAGAUUCAGAAUCUGUCCUUUCGUCUCGCUACGCACGAAGAUUAUGAUGCUGUAAUUCGCAUGUCUUACGGCAUAUACGGUGACACAGACUACCUGCCUGCGUUCUUUCACUCCUUCGUUGAUGACGCCGACACCAAGAUUUUCCUGGCGAUAGUCGGAAAAGAAGUGGUAGGACUUCUGAUGGCAACAAUCACAGAGGGUGGAAGGGCCUACUUUAGCACGUCCGGAAGAGUUGCUCCGGCCUGGAGAAAGAAGGGAAUCAUCUGGAAGUUGGAGAAAUUCCAAGACGCCUGGAUCCGACUGAAUCGCCCCACAGCCAGGUUUAAACGGGCCACGGCGUCUAUAUCUCUGGUCGACAUGAUAAAGAACAAAGGGCAUAAAGGCAUGCAAGAGGUUUUCAGAAUGCCUUACGUACAGUACAAGGGUGGACCAAAUCUCUGGUGGCGACAGGACCCUGCUCAGCUGGCUCAACUGGAGCCGACCGGCUUACCGGACGUCGUGCUUCUACAGGACGCAGACGACGACUUCUGUACGGCCGUACAGAAAUGGUUUCCCGCCGGGGCUUGUGGCGGCUACGACGGCAAACCCAUCAUACUGGUUGACUGGGACCCAUACACCCUAAGUCCCGCUAACUUAAAGCUUCUACAAGCAGAAAACAAAAUCUACACGCUGAAUCACGAAGGAGAAACAAGCUUGAGUAUUUCCAAUACUUACCCCACUGCUGCAGUUAGAAUGGUGUCCAUUCAAAUCUACGCUAUGAAUAUCUUAACAGCACAAAAUCACCUACUUAAACACCUACAAGAUGUGAGUCGAAGCUACAAGAACGACGAGUUGCAUCUGAGUGUUUUUGUUGGUCUUGCUGAACUUGAGAGUUCACUUCACAUGUUUUGUAGAGACACUUUGCAGAUGGAAAACCAGUUGGAUACAAAGGGUCGAGUUAUCAUGUACGAAGCUGACAUGUUAGCCAGCCACUUGUAAGAUGGGUAGACUGUAGCGCCCCCCGUCUAUGGUAAUGAUAUAGAUAGUUAAAUGGUGUAUAAAUUGUUGCAAAUGGAAAACCAGUUGGACACGGAGGGUCGAGUUAUCAUGUA